Molecule: messenger RNA, 348 nt
Organism: Cicer arietinum (chickpea)
Lineage: Eukaryota; Viridiplantae; Streptophyta; Magnoliopsida; Fabales; Fabaceae
Biological process (GO): cellular response to iron ion starvation; positive regulation of transcription by RNA polymerase II
Molecular function (GO): DNA-binding transcription factor activity, RNA polymerase II-specific
Source: RefSeq, a predicted model, not a curated record
AUGUGUGAUGAUGUGGAACCUAAUUUUGACGCUAUGAAUGACGGAGUUGAACCUGUUAUGAUUGAUUUGACUGAUGUGUUUACCCCCGACAUGAUGUUCGAUACACGAGAUGAAUUAUUGAAAUGGGUUAGAAAUAUUGGAAGGGAAAAUGGAAUUGUUGUUGUGAUUUUUAGAUCUAAAACUGCGACAGCACGACCAAGAACAAAGACAAAAUUAAUUCUUGGUUGUGAAAGAAGUGGUAAAUAUAGACCUUGGAAGAAUCCUAAUCUUACGAGGAGUACUUGGACUAGAAAAUGUGAUUGUCCAUUUAGAUUGAGAGGAACACGAUCAAGUGUUGGUGAUGGAUGA